GGGCUGCUUCUCUGCCAUCCCUGUCUGGCUACGGGGAUAAGAAAAAAGACAAGUGUGCGACUUGGCCCGCUCCUCGUCGGCCCCCCGAGUUUGUUUGGAUUUGAUCCCGGGGUUGCUGCGGUCCGCCUUCCCGCUCGCCUCGCGGCCUGAGAGGGAAGCCACCGGUGCUUGUGUCUGGCACCUGCCUGUCCGCGCCGCCGCUCACCGGGCGGGGUCGUGUUUGUGUUUGGCCCGUGGGCGCAGGCGGCGGGGGCGCGAGGCCCGAGGCCGGUGUCGGCGGGGGAGGGCGCGGCGGAGGAAAAGAGGGAGCGGGAGCCCCUAGGAGGGCCGGGCGCCGCCAUGGAACUGGGCCCGGAACCCCCGCACCGCCGCCGCCUGCUCUUCGCCUGCAGCUCCCCUCCCACGCCGCAGCCCGUCGUGAAGACAUUGUUUGGCGCGCCAGCCGCCGAGGGACUAUCGCCUGUCACCACCCUGACGGUCACUAUGGACCAGCUGCAGGGGCUGGGCAGUGAGUGUGAGCAGCCGCUGGAGGUGAGGAACAACAGCAGUCUGCAGAGAAUGGGCUCCUCGGAAUCCACGGAUUCAGGUUUCUGUCUGGAUUCUCCUGGACCCUUGGACAGGAAAGAAAAUCUUGGAAAUCCUGUGAAGAGGAUAAAUUCUCUACCUCCGAAGCUCUUGGGAUGUAGUCCUGCUCUUAAGAGGAGCCAUUCUGAUUCUCUCGACCAUGACAUCUUUCAGCUCAUCGACCAGGAUGAGAACAAGGAGAAUGAAGCCUUUGAGUUUAAGAAGCCAAUAAGACCUGCAUCUCGUGGCUGCCUGCACUCUCAAGGAAUUGAAGCGGGUAAAGAUCUCUUCACACAGAGGCAGAACUCUGCCCCCGCUCGGAUGCUUUCCUCGAAUGAAAGAGAGAGCAGUGAGCCAGGGAAUUUUGUUCCGCUUUUUAUGCCCCAAUCUCCUGUGACAGCCACUUUGUCUGACGAGGAUGAUGGCUUCAUGGAUCUUCUUGAUGGAGAGAAUCUAAAGAAUGAUGAGGAGACCCCGUCAUGCAUGGCCAGCCUCUGGACCGCUCCCCUUGUCACAAAACGGACUGCAAACCUUGGCAAUCGAUGCAAGCUGUUUGAAUCCCCUUCCCCGUGUAGCUCCAGCACUCGGUUGAUGUUGAAGAGACCAGAACGACCUCUAGAGGAGUCUCCACGAGGAAACACAAAGCGGAGGAAGAGCAUGGCUGGGGCCGGUUCUGAAGAGGCAGCCAGUCCGGAGAAGGCCCAGAAGCUUAUACAUCAGUGUUUAUCCAUGGCAUCUUCCCCGAAAGGGACCAUUGAGAACAUUUUGGACAAUGACCCAAGGGACCUUAUCGGAGACUUCUCCAAGGGUUAUCUGUUUCGAACAGUUGCUGGAAAGCAUCAGGAUUUAAAAUAUAUCUCUCCAGAAAUUAUGGCGUCUGUUUUGAAUGGCAAGUUUGCCAACCUCAUCAAAGAGUUUGUUAUCAUCGAUUGCCGGUACCCAUAUGAAUAUGAAGGAGGCCACAUCAAGGGCGCAGUGAACUUGCACAUGGAAGAAGAGGUCGAAAACUUCUUACUCAAGAAACCCAUUGUGCCUACUGAUGGCAAGCGUGUCAUCGUUGUGUUCCACUGCGAGUUUUCUUCUGAGAGGGGCCCCCGCAUGUGCCGGUAUGUAAGAGAGCGAGACCGGCUUGGUAAUGAGUAUCCCAAACUUCACUAUCCUGAGCUGUAUGUCCUGAAAGGGGGCUACAAGGAAUUCUUCUUAAAAUGCCAGUCUCACUGUGAGCCCCCCAGCUACCGACCCAUGCACCACGAGGACUUUAAAGAGGACCUGAAGAAGUUCCGCACCAAGAGCCGGACCUGGGCAGGGGAAAAGAGUAAAAGGGAAAUGUAUAGUCGCCUCAAGAAGCUCUGAAGGCAGCGGUAUCAAGACGGCAGCAGCCCAAGCCCUCUCCGUCCCUCCUGCAGUCGCCUCUUUGCUGCAGAGAAACUUGAGCAAAGGGGCCAGCUGUGUGGUGUUUACAGAGAAGACCUGCAGCUUCUGUGCCUUCAACUUACCUCCCACACUCCCAAGGUUGGGGCCUCCGAGGCAUCUUAGUGGCUGCGCCUCUUCUGCCAGUGUAGGACAUCCUCCCUGCACAUCAGGACUGUCUCCCAAGGCUGUCACAGGUAGCAGUGCAGGCCCGGCACGCUGUCAAGCUGCUUCUGUCUCGUUAUCCCCAACAAGUCCAAGAAGCAGCUGGGGCCUCAAUGGGCUCUGGUCUUCCCUUGUGAAGGGAGGAGGAGGAGGAGGAAGGAACAGGAAGAGAAGUGCUGCUGACCAGAUACCAAAGACAGCCUUGGAAGAAAAAGUCUUCAUGGGACCACUUGUCUCUUUUAUUUAUUCAACCUCACCAAUUAUUUUAAUUUUUUGUAAGCUCUGGAGACUUUUACUGCUUCAUUAAGUCAAAAUACUGCCAUUCUAAGUAGGGUUUUUAUCAUCCUGGAACUACCUCUGCUUUUAAUUAAAAAAAAAGAAAAGGGGGGUAAGAAAAGGCAAAGUCGGUGUGAGUUGUGGGACAGAGAGCAAGGAGCUCUGUCACCCCCAGGAAGCAUCGCGGUACUGGGGCUGCUGCUAUUUAAAUCCAAGGACUGAGCUACUGGUGGGCUAGACCCCGAGCUCAGGCUUGGCUAUCGGACAUAAACUACACCUCCCAGACUUUGGCCAGAGAGAUCUGUUGGAAGGGAAGGUCCCUAUUUUCACCCUAGUGCCCUGUGUUGUUGGCUGGCACAGAAAUCACAGUGGACACGUUUCAAGCAGCUUUUCCUUGAACCACUUGCAAGUCAGUCCCAGAAUGUAGUGUGGGUACCAGGGUGCUGGUGUGGGGAUAGGUGGGCCCCGCCAGGAAGGGAGGAGCUUCCCCACCAACUCUCUCCUUGUUACUCUGAUACUCUUAGCAUUUAUUUUUAGUUCUUGAAGUCAUGAGUGAAAAGAGUAACAAAUCAGUGUUGAAUGGGCCACCCAAGUGUAGGGAGAGGGGCUGGGAGACCUGGGCCUCUGGAGGGAGGGAGCUGGUAUUGAGGUGUCUGCGUAGAUUGUUUCUCAGGAGGGAACGUGGUGGAUUUUGAAGGUAAAACUUUCUGGGUUUAUCAUGUUUUGAUUUGAGGGACAGUGGUGGAUCAUCGCCAGUUGCCCCCUUAUCUAACUCCACAGAAGUAGGAGUGUCAGGAUUCCCUCCCAGGGAGUGGGGCUGCCUCGACUUCUCCUACACAGGUCUCUUCUUGGCACCUGCUGCUCCUUGCCCUUGUUGCUCCUGUGGGGGACAGCCAGGCUUUUCCUAUCGAGAGUCAGUUAUUCUUCACCUCUGAUUCUUGUUUUGGGGUGGGGAGGGAGUCAGCAAUGCUGGAGAUGACGGCUUGCUAUGUGAUGGGUUUGAGCUGCAUUUGGCUGUAAAACAAUCUUGUUGGGAAAAGCAUGAGGGAAGGGAGCCUCAUCUUAACACUUCCUGAGACGUAGUACCAGUUAGUCUCCAUUGGGUUCUGUUGGUUGCAUGCCUCAAGAGGGAGGAGGUUGGGUUGACCUCCAGAUUAUACCAGCUUUGUUAAACCAACUGUUGUUGGCUCUGAAAAUAAAAAUGAUCUUGAACCCAU
This is a messenger RNA of Ochotona curzoniae (black-lipped pika), 3632 nucleotides long. RefSeq names its product cell division cycle 25A (gene CDC25A). Lineage: Eukaryota; Metazoa; Chordata; Mammalia; Lagomorpha; Ochotonidae. Gene Ontology annotation, cellular component: nucleus; cytoplasm. Bases 340 to 1917 code for a protein of 525 amino acids. The record is from RefSeq and is a predicted model, not a curated record. Gene Ontology annotation, molecular function: protein tyrosine phosphatase activity. Gene Ontology annotation, biological process: G2/M transition of mitotic cell cycle; positive regulation of G2/M transition of mitotic cell cycle; protein dephosphorylation. The transcript has 15 exons.